Molecule: messenger RNA, 987 nt
Organism: Marasmius oreades (fairy-ring Marasmius)
Lineage: Eukaryota; Fungi; Basidiomycota; Agaricomycetes; Agaricales; Marasmiaceae
Exons: 1
Coding region: 1-987 (328 amino acids)
Source: RefSeq, a predicted model, not a curated record
AUGCGGCUAUCACACUAUAAUCCUACAAUUACAGGACUAUGCGAUAUCUAUUGCAACGAUUCACCACCUUGCAACACCUACACGACGCAAGGAGUCGCUUCAGGAGAUUUCUUUUUCUUCUACAAACUAGAGUCUUCAUCAGAAAGGGGAUUGUCUCCAGCAACCCGUCCCCCGACUUUCAGCCCCAUAGAUCGCGACAAGUGCUCUAAAUAUUUCCACCGCCGGUCGAUGGAUACUACUCAAAUACUGGGAAAUAUGGACUUGUCCACGGACGAUCCAGAGGACUUGGCUUGGAUGGACUUGUGGCGAAGGACCCGGAGAGGGGGGGCCUUGUUAACUCUGAUCCAACGAUCGAAAAACAUCAAUCUUCCGAGUCGCUACUCGCCUCGUAUUCGAUCUCACGACUCCCAGUUAACCGCGUACAAUGAAGCUGAUGUAUCGUUGGCCAAGUAUGAGGAUGAUCCACGUUUAGAAUCUACCAUACAUUCGACGCCAUUCGAAUCUCAAUCCACAGAAACCAAGUUUUCCUACCGAUUUGACGAUGCUUCAGAAGAAGUUUCCUUACUCCUCCCCAAUCCACACAAUCCCGACGGCGCCUCCGAAGAAAGAUCAUCGUUUUACCCUGAAUCUCCCUUAUCUUCCCAGCGCAGAAUACCCCAAGAUCUUCCAUCACUAGACAUCCCCUCACCGAAAUCGAAACAAAUCACUGUCGUUAGUCCCUCACCAACACCUUCGUCUCCCCCCUCUGCGUACUCCCAAACAUCUGCUACAACGCAACUUCAGCGAACUCUGACCGGACUAGGUGGCAGGAUGUCUCCACCACCAGUUCCACCUCUUCCUCUACUUCCAGCUUCUCCCACCUCACCCUCUCCGCUUUCGGUACACCUCUCUCCUCUUCCCGAACGCGGAGCAGAAUUGAGCCAGAAUUGGAUCUUCACCGAGUGCCCACCGCGGUAUUCAUCGGGGGCAGGUCAUGUUUGCGUAUGA